GAGGGAGUACAUGCUCAGGGAAACCGAAACCACUAUCUCCACAAGGCAGUUAAUGCGUGGGAGAUCGCCCAUACGCGGAAGGACCCCAAGCCUGGCGAGCCCAAGUACUACGGCAAGAAGACCGCGCAUAGGAAGAAGGCCUACUCCGAUGGGUAUCUGGCGUUACAUCCUGACACACCUGACCCCAUUGCGGCGGAUCUGGACGAAAGGGUGGUGGUGGGCAUGGGGCCGAAGGAGCACGGUCGGGAGGCGAUUCUCGAUGUUGUGAUCACUCCUACUAUCUCCUACACACAGCUCCGUCGGAUCGACCCGACCCUGAGCCAGCGCACGAGCACGCCCAUGAGCAGUGCACCGUCACUGUCCCUCUUUCAGGAGCAGCAAACUGCCUACAUGGAGUACACACGCCAGGAGACCAUGGCGUGGCACGACCGCCUUCAUGCAUACCAUCAGCAGAGGGAUCGCCAGAUGCAGCACGCUUUUAAGGAAAUGGCGGCCGGCAGGUGUCCUCAAUGGCCAUCAGCAGAGGGUCCUCCAGCACAACCAACGUUGCUAACCUUUGAGGAGUUUGUGGCACAGAACGCUGGCCCCUCGUCGGUUAGUUCAUCCCCAAUCUAUUCACUCAAAGCAUAUCAUGCCUUUCAACACAGUCAUAUAUCCCGUUAAUAUGUCUUUUUAACAUCCAGGGAACCGGUGGAUCAACCGUUGGCGGUGGUCUUCGCAGCACUCCCGAGUCACGGAGCCCGACCACUCCGAUCCAUGGAGGCGGAGGCGGAGGUGGAGGCGGUCUUGGCGGUAGCGCUGCCGCUAGCACUGACGACCUGGGCUUCAGCGGUCUUGGCGGUGACGACCUCCGCGGUGCUCGACGCGUCCUGGCGCUUAAGCCUUUUGGUUAUUUGUGUGCUUAUGUAUCUUUAGAUGACUUGUGUGUGGUGAUGAUGAUAAACUUGUGGUCUUUGAUGGUCCUUUAGAUGACUUGCGUGCUUCUUUAUAUGCUUAUGCUUAUCUUUAUGUUGAUUAUGAUGAUGCUUAUGCAUAUAUUGUUGUGAUUGUGACGGAUGAUACUUAGAUGUGUUCUAUAUGUCUAUUUCCAUCAUAUAUAUCUGCUGAUAUGUGCUGUAUAUCUGAAUUGAAUUGAUUUGAAAA
Messenger RNA from Aegilops tauschii subsp. strangulata, 1143 nucleotides. The record is from RefSeq and is a predicted model, not a curated record. NCBI's taxonomy places the organism in Eukaryota, Viridiplantae, Streptophyta, Magnoliopsida, Poales, Poaceae.